This is a messenger RNA of Styela clava, 550 nucleotides long. The record is from RefSeq and is a predicted model, not a curated record. NCBI's taxonomy places the organism in Eukaryota, Metazoa, Chordata, Ascidiacea, Stolidobranchia, Styelidae.
UUGCUCAAUCGAUUGCAGAUCAUAUUUUUUGAGUAAAGCUUCCAUAAAUAUAUUAGCUAGCAAUGCUGUCGUAUACAAUGUGCUGAUGGAUUUUCAAAAUCAGGAAGGAACAAUGGUGGAAUUGGCUUGCGAUGGUGAUAGGAUUUCAUUCACCUGGAAAAUAACAUACGGAGUCACCGGAUAUUCUUUGCUUGUAAGAAACGCAAAAGAUCGGAAUCCUCUUGUCAUCCACGAAAAGUUUUCUGCUGGUGACUGCCGUUAUGAAGUAAAUAUGAAUGAGCGAUUACGAUAUGGUCAGGUAUGUGAAGUUAAACUACAAACUUAUGGACCUGGCGAAGAAUUCCAAGAAUCGGACUGGAAUGUCUUCGUGAUAGGUGGCCCGACGGUUGCGAUCAAUCCAACGGCAGAGAUAAACAUUAUGAACCCGCGGCGUAGUGCAAUUGUGAAUUGGAUGAACCACAGGAGAAGCCGGAUUACUAUGAAGUCGUGCUAUACCAAAUAUAGGAAAAGCUUAGAAAACAAAACUUGCCUUUUCUCUCGUGAAUCAUGA